This is a messenger RNA of Merops nubicus (carmine bee-eater), 528 nucleotides long. It is a transcript of the gene USB1, whose product is annotated as U6 snRNA biogenesis 1. Gene Ontology annotation, molecular function: 3'-5'-RNA exonuclease activity. Gene Ontology annotation, cellular component: nucleus. The transcript has 5 exons. The record is from RefSeq and is a predicted model, not a curated record. Lineage: Eukaryota; Metazoa; Chordata; Aves; Coraciiformes; Meropidae. Gene Ontology annotation, biological process: U6 snRNA 3'-end processing. The annotation marks the transcript as partial.
GCCCAGGAGGAGUUCCUGGAGCUCCUGGAGCUCCUGGUGACCCGUGCUCGCACCUACGUCUCCUCGCUGGCUGCCCUAGAGGAGUUCCACCUCAGCCUCUCGCAGUGUGUGGUGCUGCGCUACCACUGGAUAGAGCCCUUCGUCCGCUGCCUCAGGGAGCGCCUGGCCACCUUUCACAGGUUCUUCUGCGUGGCUGACCAAGUGAAGGUUUACACCAAUGAAAACAAAACCAGGACCUUUAUUGGCUUGGAGGUCUCUGCUGGCCAUUUCCAGCUGCUGGAGCUGGUCUCUGAGGUGGACAGAGUUCUGGAGGAAUUUGACCUUCCCACAUUCUACAAGGACCCAUCGUUCCAUAUCAGCUUGGCCUGGUGCGUCGGGGACCUGUCUGGCAAGCUGGAAGGGCCGUGUAUGCAGGAGCUCCAGGACAUCGUGGACGAGUUUGAGGACUCUGCAUUACUGCUGCGUGUCCAGUGGGAGGAGAUCCGCUGCAAGUCAGGGAACAAGUACUUCUCCUUCCCCUUGAGGUAG